Vigna umbellata (rice bean) is the source of this 1604-nucleotide messenger RNA. RefSeq names its product 26S proteasome regulatory subunit 4 homolog A. Lineage: Eukaryota; Viridiplantae; Streptophyta; Magnoliopsida; Fabales; Fabaceae. The record is from RefSeq and is a predicted model, not a curated record. Gene Ontology annotation, molecular function: ATP hydrolysis activity; ATP binding.
CAGUAUAUCACAUCACCCAAUUUUGAGCUUCUCUAUUGGUGACUCCCAGUGAACCCACGUUGUGGUGUGUGUACGCUUUCUUCAUCUUUUGAAUUUUGGAAUCCAUGGGUCAGGGAACUCCGGGCGGAAUGAACCGGCAGGGCGACCGGAAGCCGGAUGGCGGCGACAAGAAGGAGAAGAAGUUUGAGCCCGCGGCGCCGCCGACCCGCGUCGGGCGAAAACAGCGGAAGCAAAAGGGUCCGGAGGCGGCGGCGCGUCUGCCUACGGUGACUCCGGUGACGAAGUGCAAGCUGAGGCUACUGAAGCUGGAGCGAAUCAAAGACUACCUUCUGAUGGAGGAGGAGUUCGUGGCGAAUCAGGAGCGCCUCAAGCCUCAGGAGGAGAAGGCGGAGGAAGACAGAUCCAAGGUCGACGAUCUUCGAGGCUCUCCCAUGAGCGUCGGUAAUCUCGAAGAACUCAUCGACGAGAACCACGCCAUUGUUUCCUCCUCCGUUGGUCCGGAGUACUACGUCGGAAUCUUGUCUUUCGUCGAUAAGGAUCAGUUGGAGCCUGGUUGUGCUAUUUUGAUGCAUAAUAAGGUUCUCUCUGUUGUUGGGCUUCUUCAAGAUGAAGUUGAUCCUAUGGUCUCUGUAAUGAAGGUUGAGAAGGCUCCUCUGGAAUCUUAUGCUGACAUUGGUGGUUUAGAUGCCCAGAUACAGGAAAUUAAGGAAGCAGUUGAGCUACCCCUGACGCAUCCUGAACUAUAUGAAGACAUUGGUAUUAAACCUCCUAAGGGAGUCAUAUUAUACGGAGAACCUGGAACUGGGAAGACCUUACUUGCGAAGGCUGUGGCAAACUCAACAUCAGCUACAUUCUUACGUGUUGUUGGCAGUGAAUUGAUACAAAAAUAUUUGGGAGAUGGCCCAAAACUUGUGAGGGAACUUUUCAGAGUUGCUGAUGAUCUUUCUCCUUCUAUUGUAUUCAUUGAUGAAAUUGAUGCUGUUGGUACAAAAAGGUAUGAUGCUCACUCAGGUGGAGAACGUGAAAUCCAAAGGACCAUGUUAGAGUUGUUGAACCAGUUAGAUGGUUUUGAUUCAAGAGGAGAUGUAAAAGUGAUUCUGGCAACCAAUAGAAUUGAAAGUCUUGAUCCAGCUUUGCUGCGACCUGGUCGAAUUGACAGGAAGAUAGAAUUUCCUCUUCCUGAUAUCAAAACUAGGAGACGUAUUUUUCAGAUACACACAUCGAGGAUGACAUUAGCUGAUGAUGUCAACUUGGAAGAAUUUGUUAUGACUAAAGAUGAAUUCUCUGGAGCUGAUAUAAAGGCAAUAUGUACUGAAGCUGGUUUACUUGCUCUUCGAGAACGCCGGAUGAAGGUGACUCAUGCCGACUUUAAGAAGGCCAAGGAUAAAGUGAUGUUUAAGAAGAAAGAAGGGGUGCCUGAAGGGCUGUAUAUGUGAAAUAGUUCCGUAUAUUAUCUCCAGUCCUCUCGUUCUUUUUUUUAAUGUACUAGUCACGGGAACAAAUGUCAAUUCAUUUGUAUUAUGCGAACAAAUGUCAUUUGUAUUUUGGGGGCUUUGAAUCUCAAACUAUGAUUGAUUUUAAUUCAAUAUAUAGUUUUCUACCAA